AUGGAAACGACUGAUUGCAAUCCUUGCAGCUUCCAAGUGCAGCUUGACUCAAACUCUUUGUUSCAAGUAUUCUCUUUAUUGGAUAUAAAAGACAAACAAAAUGUCGCCCAAGUUUGCCAGCACUGGAGGGACGUUGCCUCUCUUCCUUCUCUUUGGAGGAACGUUAGCGUUGUUCUUCACAAUAACCUUGGCGUUUCUCUGGUUAGGAGUUUAUACCAGCGUAAGAUAACGCGAUUUGUGUGUCAUGGAUCUACUGAGGAAGAUCUGUCGUUGUUGUUUCAGAKCAACCCCAUUAUCACUAGCCUCUAUAUAAGUGGGUGUCGCCAUGUUAGUCAAACAUUUUUGGAGACAAACUUGAUGAAGUUGGAGAACCUUGUUUCUCUACACAUUACAGAAUGCAGGCAAAUUAACCUGAACUCGCUGUACCAUAAGAAAUCUUUAAAAGGAGUAUUAAGUAAUCUAAAAAGCUUUACACUUCCAGUGGUCACACGUAUUCAGGGGUAUAGUAGUUUUGAAUCAAUCCUAAAGAGAUGUCCACGUUUAGAGGAAGUAGGCUAUGAUGGAGAUCUUCCUUUGAGAUUUUUUUUCACAUGUCCGGCAAUGAUCCUGGCCAGGUUAUGCCCAAAUCUUCAACGAUUAAAGUUGGGACCUGAAUGGGUGAAAAAGAAAAAUGUAUGGAGAGAUGRCUUGGAAGUUCUUGAUGUAAAAGCACUUGAUUUGGACAUGAGGCCACUCCACCCCCCAGGGCUGGGACCUAGCGUUGAAGAAAACAUAAUGUAUAUUGCUGAUGUUUUACCAAAACUUGAGCGUUUGAAUCUGUUUUGUAAAGGCAGAAUUUCAGUUYAUGGAAUUAURACUCUUGUCAAGAAACUKAAAAACUUGAAGCAUUUUGACKUUUCUCAAGUUUACUUCRCUUUUGAUUGUGAUAGAAYAAAAAUAUUCUAUGAGUUMUCAAAAAUGUCACAACUYGAAACACUGAAACUUGACUUWCRUGAAAGUAUCACAGCUGAGUUGYUUUACACRCUUGUUGAAGGAUUGRCAAAUUUGAAGCACUUGGAACUUGGUGAUGUUGGGAGUAUAAGMCCUGAYUAUGCAGACCUCAUAGGGGGACAGUUACAAAAGCUCAGGUCAUUCAAAGUCACGGUAUCACCUUYUGGCGGAUCUGGAAUUGGUGCUCUUUGUGGUAAACUACCUAACCUAACUGAUUUAACUAUCAAACAUGGUGGCCUUACCAAUGGAGGUUUGAUACAAAUGUCAUCAGGAGUGACACAGAGUCAACUUAAGUCACUUAAUGUUGCUGGAAGUCAAAAAAUAAACGAUCAAGGGAUUACAUGCAUUGCAAAUACUUUUAAAUCARUGACGUGCUUGGAUAUUACUUCAUGCAGUGUGAGUGAUUCUGGUUUGGCAGUUAUUGCUGAGCAAAUGAADCAACUGGAAAGGCUGAGUGUAACUGGGAGGAAGGUUACAAAUUAUGGUGGAGUUAUGAUUGGGAAGCACCUGAAACGAUUGGAGCAUUUGAAGAUCAGUGGUACCAAAAUUGGAGAUCAAGGAUUUGCCUUCAUCUGCCACCAGCUACAACGUCUUCACACACUUCAAGCAUUUUGUGACAUGGUGACUGAUCAAGGGUUCCAGGAAGGUGUCAGAGGGCUAGGGAAGCUAAUAACGCUGCAAAUAGGGUCCCAUAAUAUCCGCAGUAAAGGAUUUCUAGAUGCUUUGGUGCAUUUGAAAAGUGUUGUCCACCUAACAAUCAGAGCAAUCACKYUACGUGAUGAUGGUAUACAGCAUAUGAUUACAGAAAUGCCCUUGUUAUCAAAGUUAUCCAUCCAUUGUUGCAACCAUUUCAGAAGCCUUGAAGAUGAUGUUUUAAAAUUCAAGAAUAGGCAAUUGCAUGACAAGAGAAUAACAUUGGAAUCAAGGUUUUAUCCAUGUAAACGUUUCACUCCCAGGAGUGAGUUUACUGGACAAGAGCUAUGGGAAAUAUUUCCCUACCUACCAUUCUUAUAUGAGUGAAGUUAAGGAACUUGUGAAGCACAAGCAAGAACAGAACUUAUAUAGUACUUCUGUCAUGACUUUGUCAACAUGAAUAUAAACUUUGGAGAAUUAGGAAUUUAUCCUUGAGUGUACGGCCCUCAUCACUCAUCUUGACUAUAAACUUGAUAAAGGACCUUUAAUAGUCACYRUAAUCAAGGAAUCUCACSCACUAAGCUCAGGAA
Exaiptasia diaphana is the source of this 2213-nucleotide messenger RNA. RefSeq names its product F-box/LRR-repeat protein 14. Gene Ontology annotation, biological process: SCF-dependent proteasomal ubiquitin-dependent protein catabolic process. Bases 1 to 2010 code for a protein of 669 amino acids. The transcript has 2 exons. NCBI's taxonomy places the organism in Eukaryota, Metazoa, Cnidaria, Anthozoa, Actiniaria, Aiptasiidae. Gene Ontology annotation, molecular function: protein binding. The record is from RefSeq and is a predicted model, not a curated record. Gene Ontology annotation, cellular component: SCF ubiquitin ligase complex.